AAGCAGUUUAUGCUAAUUUGUCAACAUGAGAGGAAAUCCUCCUUAGAGUCGUGUUUGGGAGAGCUAGACAGAGCUACAUGGGAAGCUAUUAGAUAACCAAUUCUCCUGUCAGCCACCUCACAGUGGGAGAGAGAGAGAGCGAGAGAGGGGGAAGUUAGAGGGAGUUCUUGCAAUGGUGGACACACAGGAAUUCCAUUCAAACCCAGCCCUGCAAGGUGCUUCCUGUUCACUGCCGCAUGUUAGGCUCACGCAGGGAACAGUCUGUUUCCAGUGGUUUUGGCAAGGAGCCUCCUGGGUUUUCUUAGAUGAAAGAAAGUCACACAGGUUUGAAAUGACGGCCCAGUGUUCCUCCAGUCCUGUUCCAUUCAGUCACUGGCUAAACCAAUAAGAAAUAGUGGAGUAUGUUGUAACACUGCAUGGGAACACGAAAUAAGAUGUUUUGAAGAAAGUUGGUAACCGAACAGCGGCAGCACCCAUUCACUUCUAUUUUAUGGACACAAAAGCAACUUGCAAAAAUGGCAUACAGGAAGGUGCGUGCUGGCCAUGGACCUCUCCAUGUGCGGGAUCUGGAGAGUGAGGAGCUGCAUGCCGCCUCUCUAGAAAUGGAAUGGGACAUGGAGAAGGAACUGGAGGAACCAGGUUUGGACCGAUUUCAGCUGGAAUGUGUGGAGCAUCAACCAGUAAGCAGCUCCUCCGGCGGGGGCAUGGACCCGGACCUGGAAUCAAUUCAACCCUCCGCAUCUCCCCACGGACGCUUUGAACGCCUACAGGAGGAUCCUAAUUACGUGUCUCGCUUCAGUCGGGCGGUACCUAAGGGUCAGAGGCGGAGUGGGACCUGUCUGGCCAAAUACCUGCUAGCAGGGCUGGCCGUGUUUGUUUCGGGGCUGCUCAUUGGACGAUACGCCUUUAACAAGAAGCAAGUGGUGGUAGAGCAAAGUGCAGACACAGAUGUACUGGAGAUGAUGGUUCAGGGAAUCACAGCAGAGAAGAUACAAGAACAGCAGAGGUACCUUGACAGCUUGUCUGGUCUCAAAGAGGUGCCCAAGGUGAAGUACAUCGCUCAGCGGUGGGAGGGGCUUGGGCUGAAAGACGUCCAGGUGACCAAUCACACGGCGCUUCUGAGCUGUCCUGGACCCGCCCUCAGCAGGAUUAUUAUUAAGAGCAGUAACCAGUGUUACGUGCCCAGCGGAGCGAGGUGUGACCAACCAUCCACAGCUACGACGGAACCGUUUGGCUUUGCUGCAUAUUCGGCUGUGGGAAGUCUAGAGGCAGAGGUUGUGGAUGUUCAGUAUGGAAGCCCAGAAGAUUUGAGACGUGCUCAAAACGUGAGCAAUAAAAUUGCGCUGAUGAAACUGGGACAAGCACCUUUAAUCUAUAAGCUCUCUCUCCUGGAGGAGCUGGGGUUUGGUGGUUCUCUUCUGUAUGUAGAUCCCUGUGAUAGUUCCUUUGGAAAUAAAACCUUUGGCGUGACGCUGAACCCAGGUGGGAAUCCAUCGUCUCAAGAAGCCCCCAGAACCACUGGAAGAGAUGACCGGCAUCACCUAACAUCACUGCUGGUGCAGCCCAUCUCUGCCUCCUUAGCAAAACUGCUGCUCUCUGCCCCUGCUAUGGGGCAGGGGAGACCCUGCGUCCCUAUGGCCAUGCACUCAGCCUCAGUGAGAACAAUUAUCAAUCUUACCAUUGAAAACCAGGCAGCCUUCAAGACAGUGCAAAAUGUCAUCGGAUUUCUCAAAGGCAAGACUAAUCCAGAUCGAUAUGUACUGGCUGGCAGUCGUCAUGGCAGCUGGUACGAGGGUGCGUUGGCGGACUGGGGGAACGGCGCAGCAGUCAUGACUCAGAUCAUCGUUUCUAUGAUGGCUCAAGUCCGCGCGGGCUGGCAGCCCGACCGCACCAUCGUCUUCUGCUCUUGGGGAGGAACCUCACUGGGCAACAUCGGCUCCUUUGAAUGGGGAAAGGAGAAUGCCGUGGUGCUCCAGAGCAGAGCCGUGGCCUAUGUCAGCCUCCACAGUCCAGUCAGAACCACCGGCUCCCUGCAGUCUAUAGCAUCACCUUCCCUUCAGCAACUGGCAUCUGACAUCCAGAAGAAACACUUGGUGAGUUGCAGUGGAGGUGGUGGUUGUCCUGGGCCAAAUGUUAGCUCACUGCAGACACCUGGAGAUACAAGCUUCUUCUCCAACCAGCUUGCUAUCCCUACAGUGGAGUACACAUACUCGGAUAUCCCAAAAACAGAGAGAGGGUAUUUUCUCACUGAGGCCUUUUACCCUCCCGAGUCUUCAUUAAGAGAAACCUUGGAUCCAGCAUUCAAACUCCACGAGACUAUUGCCAAGAUAACAGCUGAGGCCAUCCUGAGACUCGCUACCGAUCCUGUUCUUCCAUUUUACCCUUUGGAUAUUGCUCUGGAUGUUCAGAACAAACUCAAAGAUGACCCUUUGAGCCAGCAGGACCUGGUGAAUGUGGCCGCCUCUCUGAGGGACAGCUCAGCCUUCUUCCAAUCUGAGAUCAUGCGUCCUGCCAAUGACCCCAAAGAGAGAGAUCCGGCCCACGUACGCAUGCUCAACGACGUCCUACGAGAUCUAGAAAAAAGCUUCCUUAUACCAAACCCACCGCCUGGCUUGUACAGGAAUAUUCUUUACGGUUUGAGCAAACAAACUCCAUGCUUCUCUAUCUCAAAGGAUGCUCAGGAGGUUCCCUGGCACAGCAUCAAUCGGUCCCAGGAACUGGUGUCUUACACCAUCAGAUCGGCUGAGAAAGUUGUACAAAGUGGAAUUGACCUCUUUGAGAAUGACAACGAAACCCCAUUAUAACAUCUUGAAAGAAACCUCUCCUCAUGGUGUCUCUAUACGGAACAGACUGUGGGAUCUACUGGUCGACACAGAAAUUAGCACGCAAGGCGCUUUGAAAAAUCUAAGAACAUCUCGGGCUCAUAUACGUGCACUAUAAGGUCAUGUGACCUGAUAUCCAAAUUAUGUUUGUCAGGCAAAUGCUAAGUUAUUGGUUUUCCCCUCUAAUAAUGUUGGAAAGAGGCCUUCGGUUUUUAUAGUUGGCUGGAAAUAUUGCUGAGAAAAAAGCUAGGAGCAAUCCAAGACAUUUUGUUCUCAACAAAAACACCAGCACUAAUGUUUCCUAUGUCAUAUAAAAGAAACAUUUGAUGUUUGCAACAGGUUUUAAGAUACUUUUAAGAUAUGUUUUAUUUGCUUAGCAAUACUAAUGGAGGUCCACCAUCUUAAGGACGGCAGAAGAAGUCAUGGAGGUCAGAAAUUGACAGCUAAACCAGGUGCAAGACGACCACCUCAAAACAAUGACCUUGUGAAAUUUCAUUUUGGUGGUCUUCCUGUGAGUUGCAAUCAACGUGGAGUCAGACUUCACAAUGCAAGGUCACGAGUGAGUGGAAAGAAAGAAAGCACAACUUGUGCCAGUUUCUCAGGGGCUUGUGUUUCACAAAUCUGUAGAAUAAGACUAAUGAAAAAAAAUUCAGUGUUCCAGAAAUGCAGAUAUGUAUUUUAGCUUUUCGAUAGAAAAACAAUGACAUUUUAAAACAAAUGUUAAGACACGUCAAAGUGAGAGCUUCAGGUUAAUUUUUUUGCUAAUAAAAAUGCACUGGCAGUACAGUAGAGUUGAGUAGAAAUAGAUCUGAAUGAAAUGUGAAUGAAAAUAGUCAUAGAACAGGAUUAGGGUUCGUUUAUAUGUUCAUAAGGCAAGAAGAGCGUGAAUGCGAAUGAAGUCUUCAUGGGGUGGUUAUUGUAUUGCUAAUGUUGUUCUCAUUAGGUGACAAUCCACCAAUGAAAAGCCAGGAUGUAGGUUGGCCUCCCUAAAUGGUUCAAACUGGUUCAAACCCAUAAAUUCUGUCAUCAUUUACUAGUUCAAACGUGUAUGACUUUCUUUCUUCUGCAGAACACAAAACAAGACAUUUUGAAGAAAGUUGGUAACCGGACAGCGUUGGCACCCAUUGACUUCUAUUGUAUAGCCACAAAACCAAUGCAAGUGAACAACAUUCUUCAAAAUAUCUUCUUUUGUGUAAGGAAGGAAAUCAAGAAAGGAAAUCAAACGGGCUUGAAAUGACAAGAGGGUGCGUAAAUAAUGACAGAAUUUUAAUUUUGAGUGAACUAUCACUUUAAUGACAGUGCAGGUUUGUGAUGUAAUAGGCUCAUGACAUUGUUCAAGUUACAGCUCAUAAACAAUGUCUUAAAAUUGAUUUUAGUAACCAGUGUACUUGUUCUCAGCAUUUGCACUAAUGCCGUUUCUCUAGUACAUUUGUGGAUGGAAAUAAGAGUUUUGAGAGUUGCAAUUAAUAACACCCCUUUUACUUUAGAUACUUCACUUGCCUUUUAAAUAUGAAAACAGCUCAAUUAGAAACACAAGAUUCAGGGAAUCCAGUUUGAGCUUUAAUUUAUUUAUGUGCCUUCGAGUGAGUCAUACAUUCUUUUAGAGAAGCAAUUUGCACUCAAAGAUACAAAUACCAAACAUUUACCAAAAUAUAUUGUACUGUGGUAGUGCUUAUUUUUAAAUGUCUGUGGAGUUAACAGCAAACUUUUUGUUAAAGGCUUUGUUUAUUUUUUAGAUAUGGUUGAGCUGUUAUUAUUUUAUUUCACUCCUUGACAUGUUUUUGGGACUCAAAGCACAAUUCUGCAUGUCUACCAUUUAAAACUGUAUAUCAUUUCUACAUUUACUGAACAGAGUGAGCCUUCUAUUAAACAAACGAAUUAACAAACCAUAAAUACACACUGCAUUUGCACAUUAGGAAAAAUGCCGUGGACCUUCUACUGUAAGCUUUCUAAAUCCAGCUCCUUUUGCAUUGCACUAUAUGAACUGUUAAACUCUUACCCUGCCUGUGUGUUUUAAUGUAUUUAUUUAUAUUAUUUGCUAAAUGUAAAUACUAAUAAUUUUAUCUAGGUCAUUUUUCAAGAUAAUUUUCAGGUUAAGUCUUGAAUUGCAAGCAUUUAUAUUGUGAAGCAUUUGUACUGUAUACAUUUUAUUUCAUGUGAAAUCUGCAGCUCCAAGUUGCACGUGAUUUUUAGUUUUUUUUUAAUAUAUUAGAAUAGAAAUCAGAUUUGUUUAGCUUUAGAGUUAAAUUAGAGUAGAGCAGACAUAGAACAGACUCUAAUGGUCUAAAUAAUUUUCUUGGCAACUAAAAUUGCACAGACCGUUGUUUCUCAGUGUUAUAACACAAGAGAAGCGCUAUAAAUACAUGCAAACAAGCAUAGUAUCUUAGAUACUACUGCCCGGUUUUACAGACAAGGCUUAAGACUGGUCCCAGACUAAAAUGAAUGUUUGAGCUGUCUUAACUGAAAACAAAUUGCCCUGUCAUAUCUUUAAAUCUUUCAAUGCCAUUGUUAGAUGCACACCAGUAAUGUUUUUAUCCAAGGCAUUUUAUUAAAAGCGACUUAAAUAUCCUAAUUUAACUAGGGCAUAGCCCUGACUCCUGGCUUAAGCUAAGCCUUGUCUGUGAAACCGGGCCUAGGUCUGUAAACAGUUUUUCGCAGUACUGGUCAGAUACGGCCAUCACUUUAUACAGAAUGGAUGUUCACGUAAUUGCAGUGCAUGCUAAAAGCAUUAUUUUCUAUAUACAGUAAAAAAACUCAAAGAACUGUGGAGAUGAAGACCUUCUGCUGGACCAUAAUUCAUUUCGGUGUGUUUGAUGACACGUAAAUGACAUUUUAGUGCAUUCAUUGUACUACACUAAAUGACUACACAGGUUGAAUCCAGAUUUCUUUUUACACCCAGUGGGGCAUUAAAUAUAAUUGCUUUGUCUUUAGUUUGAUGUCUUGUGGACCCACAUGGGUCAGAAAGCACUUAAUGGAUGGACAAUAUGAACACUCUGCAGCUGUUUAAAUGGGUGGAAGGUUUUAUUUAAUUCACAGUAUGCUGGAGAAAGGAUUUUUUAAAGAGAGGUGAUAUAAUUUGAUAUUCAAAAUGCACUUAAGUGGAAUAAGGGUAGAGAAUGCAUGUUUUUUUUUCCUCUGCUGAAUUUGUAUGUAACUGAACACAAACAAGUCCUGAGGCAAUAAAUACCAGUGCAAGAAUAACAGCUGUUUGAUCAUCAAGCUUCUUUCAUUUCUGCUUUAAAGACAGUGUCAUGCCACAAGCCUAUAAAUUGUAUAAUUUCCCUUUUUUGGUCAAUGUUUAACAAGUGAUUAUGACAUUUUAACAUGCUGGUUUCUGGCCAUUUUAAAGUGCUUAAUUCAUAUACAUAUUUAAUUGUUUGAUCAAAAUGUAUUGCUUUGCAGCUGCUCUGUCAUUUUCAUGCACAUAUAAUAAACGCAUGUUAUUGU
Messenger RNA from Triplophysa rosa, 6269 nucleotides. Its product is annotated as inactive N-acetylated-alpha-linked acidic dipeptidase-like protein 2. NCBI's taxonomy places the organism in Eukaryota, Metazoa, Chordata, Actinopteri, Cypriniformes, Nemacheilidae. The coding region runs from base 516 to 2804 and encodes 762 amino acids. The transcript is spliced from 19 exons. The record is from RefSeq and is a predicted model, not a curated record.